AUGGUGGCACAGGCACAGCUACAACGGCCAUCAGUGAUGACGCAUACAACGCCAUCAACAUCGCAACAAUUGAUCCAGACAAUGAUAGAAGCGUCAUUUGGGUGUAUUCUGUAUGUGAGAGGUCUUUUUCCUGAUGAUAAUUUUUCAGAAGAAAGAUAUAACCAAAAGCCAAAUAAAUCAUCAGUAGCAGUGAAUUCAGGCACUAGGAUUAUGAAGAUUAAGAGAGGAUUUUCAGAAGAAGCAGAUUUGUUGUUGGAUUAUUUGAACCAAGGUGUUUAUGAUGCAUUGUCUAAGAAGUAUUUAAGAUCGAUUUUGUUUGCAAUAUAUUUUGAUCCAAAUGAUUCGACGAAUAUUUUUGAAUCAUAUACAUUUAAUUUUGCAUAUUGUGGACGAGAUAUGAAGCCUAUUAUGAAUGUUGUUAAUUCAAAAGGGGAAAAGCAGAGCUUUGGUGUAGAAGAAGAGUAUGCAAAGCGGUGUAUACAGUUGCUAUUGAGGAAUUUGAUUACGUUGACUCAGAAUCUUUCACCCUUACCGGGUGGGUAUAUUUUUGAAUUUAGGAUUUCAAAUCUAAACUUAGAUUUAGAAAAUAUGCAUAGAUAUAUCACGAUGAAGCUAUUUUAUACAGAUACAACGCCUCAAGAUUAUCAACCACCGAUGUUUCGUGAUUGUACGAUGGAGAAACCAUUUACAUUUGCAGUUGAUCCUGGAAACACUAGUUUUUACAAGCAAACGGCCGGAUCUAUGGAUACUGGGUUUCAUGCAAUAACACUUAAAAUUACGAGUAUAGCAGAUGCUGUGUCUGAAUGUAAAAGUUAUGAAGAAUACUAUAGUAAGCAAAUUAAAAUGUUAACUGCCGAAGAAGAUGUUCCUGGGGUAGGAGUUUUAGAAAUUGGCCGAAAAAACAAUGAAACUGUUAUAUUAAAUUCUUCAAGAGAAUCUCAAACUUGUUUUGAGCCAUUGCAUUCUAUUUCUCAACAAAAUCCUCAUAGUCAUUCUCCGUUGAAAUAUAACAAUGAGCAAUAUGAAAAGGAAAAUGCUGCCAUUAAAGAAAUGCUUGUUACACAUACUCAAGAUUCAAGACUUGAAGCUACUCAGCCUCUUGAUUCCAAUUUUUCCCAGUUGACUCAAAAUCCAAUUCCUAUGCACUCAAAGUUGUCUUUUGAGGAUGAUAUUAAAGCGAAAAAUUUUAAAAUAGAAGAUGUAUCAACAAAUUUAGAUAUAAAUAAGAAUUCUUCGAUAACGAAAGGUGUAUCCAAAUUAAUUUUGAAUUUUAAGAAAGAAAUUGAGCUUAAUGAAGAAAGAAAGCGUUUAAAUUAUCUUAAAACUACAGCAAAAGAGAGUAGUGGAGACAUAAGUGUAAUACGCUGUGAAUGUGGAGAUACUGCUGAGGAUGGCGAUAUGAUUCAAUGUUAUGUAUGUCAAUCAUGGGUUCAUGCAUGGUGUUAUGGUUUUAUAUCAGGUAAUGAUGAACGUUUACCUGAUGAUCAUUCUUGUUAUUCCUGUCUUCUUCAAAAAUCUGAACCAGUUUUAUAUGAGAGUAUGAAAGAUCUAGCUUUGUUUAGAAGAGGCCUUAUGAUUGUUUGGGAAGAAGGGCUUCCGAGAAAUAUUGUUGAAUUUUCAGAUAGAUUGGGGUCUACUCGACAAAAUGCAAAUCAAGUUCUAAAAAGGCUUUUUCAAGAAGGGUUUAUAGCUGAUAUUACAUCAAAUAGGAUUUCAAGAUAUAUUAUUGCAAAAAAGAGUGCACGUUUAAAUAUAAAUGAUGAAAUGACUGUUGUGAAAAAUCCUGAAAAUAAACAGCGUUUAUUUUCACAAUAUUUUCAGCCUCUUUUAAAAAUUAGUCACCAUUAUGAAAAGCAAGAUAUUAAUGUUUCUCUCUCUCAAAAUGAUAAAUGUUCAAAUACUAAUGUUUCCAACAAUAAUUCAAUGCUUGUUGAUACUUUUUCUGUUUCUAAUUCUUAUCCAACUGAUAGGGGAUCCAGUUUUACUAUAAAUGCUACUCCUCCGCUUUCUCAAUUGCGAGAUACUGAAAUACCAAAAAGAAUUCCUACUAAAGAAAUAAAUGAUACUGAUUAUAAUAAUAUUGAGCAAGAUACUACUGAUGAUGAAGAUCUUUCAACACAUAGUGCUGCUAAAACAAGACCAUGUUUAAAAGAAUCUAUGUCUUUAAUGAAUUCUGAAGCAGGGCUUAGCUUACAAAAACAUAAUACUAUUGAUAAUUUUAAAAGCUCUGUUAUAUCAAAUAUGAAUCAAGUUUCCAAAAGAAAUGAUAAAAGAACUCGCUUGCAUUUUCCUGAUGAUAAUUUUGAAAUUGAGGCUAAAAAGAGGAAAUCAAGUGUUAUUUUAAAACCAAUUUUAGUUUAA
Molecule: messenger RNA, 2361 nt
Organism: Pneumocystis jirovecii RU7
Lineage: Eukaryota; Fungi; Ascomycota; Pneumocystomycetes; Pneumocystales; Pneumocystaceae
Exons: 10
Coding region: 1-2361 (786 amino acids)
Biological process (GO): meiotic recombination checkpoint signaling; synaptonemal complex assembly
Cellular component (GO): nucleus
Source: RefSeq, a predicted model, not a curated record